AUGUCUGACCCUCUCUCAGCAACAAGCAGUGUAAUAGGCGUCGUCUCAUUAGGCCUGGUCGUCUGCCAGGGCUUGGCUACCUACUUUUCCACCUACAAAGGUCAAGACCAAUAUCUCGACAGUCUCACCCAAAGAGCCGAAAACCUCCAAGGGUGUCUCACCUUGUUACAACAUGCUCUCCCACUAUGGACGGUGCGGUUUUCCGACACAGCCCCCCACAUCGAACAGCAUAUCACCGCGUGCCAGGCCAGCAUCGUGGUUUUGAGCAGUAAGCUUUCUGGAUUCAAGCGGACGCAAGGACCUUCGUUGCACAGAGACAAGCUGCGCUAUGUCGCACACAAGGCAGCCUUUCCAUUCACAAAGGCCACUAUCACAGAGCUAUCGGGCAUACUUGAUGGUUUACAGGAAAACUUGAACACGGUCCUCUGCAUUGUCGGGCUGUAA
This is a messenger RNA of Fonsecaea pedrosoi CBS 271.37, 444 nucleotides long. RefSeq lists its product as uncharacterized. NCBI's taxonomy places the organism in Eukaryota, Fungi, Ascomycota, Eurotiomycetes, Chaetothyriales, Herpotrichiellaceae. The transcript has a single exon. The coding region runs from base 1 to 444 and encodes 147 amino acids. The record is from RefSeq and is a predicted model, not a curated record.